This is a messenger RNA of Telopea speciosissima, 606 nucleotides long. RefSeq lists its product as uncharacterized. Bases 1 to 606 code for a protein of 201 amino acids. The transcript is spliced from 2 exons. Lineage: Eukaryota; Viridiplantae; Streptophyta; Magnoliopsida; Proteales; Proteaceae. The record is from RefSeq and is a predicted model, not a curated record.
AUGGCACCCUUUAAAGCUCAGUAUGGGAAAAAGUGUCGUACUCUAUUGUAUUGGGAUAAGGUAGGUGAGCGGCGUAUCCUUGGGCCGGAAUUGAUCCAAGCAACCUGUGAGAAGGUGGAUUUGAUCCGCGAGCGGAUUAAAGCUGCCCAGUCUAGGCAGAAGGGCUACACGGACCAAAGGCGAAAGGAUCUGGAGUUCCUUAUCGGUGAUAAGGUAUUUCUCAAAGUGUCGCCUACCAAAGGCGUGAUGCGGUUCAGCAAGAAGGGCAAGCUAAGCCCGAGAUAUAUUGGACCUUCUGAGAUUCUUGCAAAGAUUGGACCGGUGGCUUAUUGGUUGGCGCUUCAACCAUCUUUGGAUGGCGUGCAUGAUGUCUUCCACGUAUCUAUGUUGCGGAAGUAUGUGCAUGACCCCAGUCAUGUCCUAUCUCAGGAACCACCAGAGUUGGCAGCAGAUAUGUCUUAUAAGGAACAGCUUGAGAAGAUUUUGGACAAUUCUGCUACCGUGUAUGCUGGCAAGUUGUUUUCGCUUGUGGUCAAACCUAGCCAUAAGAUCAUUGAGCAGUUCACAGGCCUGCCUGUUGAGGAGAGGUUCCUUAAUCCGCAGUAG